UAUCAAUUCGGAGUUUGGCCGUCACUCCUGCCGACCCUUAACCUUUCUUUAUAUAAUUUUACCAAAUCAAUGAAAUCAACGAGUAAUGAACAAGUUAAAUCUAUAUCCCGCAUAACUAUCAAUUUUUGGUGAUAAUUAUAGCUAAUGGAAAUUGUUGUGUUUAUUUUCUAGCUUUAUCAUUAUUUCUUUGUAAGUUUUAAAAAUGAGUAUGAUUACUGAAUCUGAAAAAAAACGUUUGCAAUCGUUGAAGGAAAAGAAACAGGCGUUUAAAGUGAAAGGCCAGUUUAUUCAGCAAGCAUUAAGAAACUUAGAUAAUACUACAAAAUGUAAGAAAAUUAUAUUUGAUAAUGAUAUUGAUGAACAGCAAAGUCCCAAGCCAAAAAGAAAGAAAAGAGAUUUAUUUGAUAAUGAUAGUGAUAAUGAGAGAGAUAAUGAAGAAGAUUCUCUGUGGAAUAAAGAUAAAUUCAGUAUCAAGGAAACUAAACAUAAAAAGACCAUUCUUGGCAAUGAUGCACGAUUUACUUUAGAUGAUCGUUUUGCGAAAAAUGAUCAUCAGACUGAAAACACUGAACUUGUUGAAGACAUCAAUGAAUAUGAUUUGGAGAAGGAGAAGGAGCGGCAAUUAGAUAUUUUAGAAAAUAUUUUAGGAAAACCUCUUACACACACAGUAAAAGAUCAGGAACUAAAAACAGCUAAAAAGAAAUUGAUGAUACGAUAUGAUCCAACUGAAAAUGGACACUGUGACUAUGAAGUGAAAUCUGUGCAGUCAAAAAUUAAAGAAAAAAAUAUUAAAAAGAAGAAACAUGACAAAUCUAUAUUAGAAAUGGAACCUGCACCUCCAGAACCAAAAGUAUCAAAGAAUAUAUAUUACGCUGUAUCAGACACCUUGACAGAAAGUUUAAAACAGAAAGGAGAAUUUAGUUUAUUAAAAGCAUAUAGGAAAGAAGAAAAUGAUACGGGAAAUGCUGAAGAUUAUAGUGUAUCUAUUGCGGAAAAUAAUAAAGCUAAAAAAUUUAAGCUUAAUUUUAGUGCGACUAAUGCAUUUAAAUAUGAUUCAUCUGAUGAUGUUGAUGAUGAUGUACAUGAAACACUAAAUACAGAUAAACAGAUGGCUGAUGAUGUUGAAAAAAAUACUUGUACAAAUAGCUCGUUUGAGUAUAAAAAUACUCUAUUUCUUGAUAAUGAAGAUAUACGAUUUAAUGAGGCUGUAAAAUUCUUCAAUAUAGAAGCUACUUCAAAUGAUGAAUUUAAGAAUUUGAGACGCGAGUUGAAAAUGAUUGUACGUACGAAAAUUCGUACAAACGAAAGGAAACAUCAGCCGUGGAAUAAGAAAAGAAAAAUUAAAAGAUCUAAAAAAUGAAAAUUUUUCUUUGAACUCUCUAUUAAUAUUGAUAUAAAAGCAUUUAACAUUGAUAUAAAAGCAUUCAGAAACAAACUCUGGAUAGAUUGAUAAUUAUAAGAUGUGUAGGUAAUAUAUAUAAAAAAAUUUAUAUAUAUGCAGUGAUUAUUUUAUAAAGAACGAAUAUUUUAUUAAAAAAUACCAAUAUACAUAUUUUGUAUAUUAGAAGGAAAUCAUUAAGAAAUACGAUAUGAUUAAAUGCCUCAACAAUUUUUUAUUGUCGUUUCAAUCAGAGUUAAAAAAGAUAUUGUAUAUAAAGUUUUUAUAAAAAAUUAAUGUUUCUCACUUAGGAAUAAUAUUUAACGAGAUAUUUAGAAUAUCGAAUAAAAUAGAGAUAAAAUAGAUGUUCUCAGACAUUGGCAGAACACAUCUUGUUCAUUGACUUUAAUUCUAUAAUCUGAAUACACAUUAGUUUCUUUCUUCAAUGUACAAGUGAUGCUUUCACGACACUCUACGAUGAAUGUUAUCCAGUAGCUUCAAGAAAAGAUCAUGUGGCAAACCACGUGAUAUUUGCUGUAUAUGGGUGUUUAAUAGAUUAUAUGUCUCUUCUUCA
Molecule: messenger RNA, 1952 nt
Organism: Formica exsecta
Lineage: Eukaryota; Metazoa; Arthropoda; Insecta; Hymenoptera; Formicidae
Product: probable RNA-binding protein CG14230
Exons: 6
Coding region: 203-1360 (385 amino acids)
Molecular function (GO): RNA binding
Source: RefSeq, a predicted model, not a curated record